Pediculus humanus corporis (human body louse) is the source of this 210-nucleotide messenger RNA. RefSeq lists its product as uncharacterized. The record is from RefSeq and is a predicted model, not a curated record. Lineage: Eukaryota; Metazoa; Arthropoda; Insecta; Psocodea; Pediculidae. Bases 1 to 210 code for a protein of 69 amino acids. The transcript has 2 exons.
AUGACAGAGGUUGAACCGCCCCCGAUUGGGGAUAUAAAACGUCCAGAGGAGGUUGUCGCAAUGGCUAUGAACGACAACCUCAAAUUCGCUCUUUUGAUAGGUUUGAUUGAAGUUGGGCAAGUCUCCAACAGGGAAGUUGUAAAUACUGUCCUGCAUUUGAAAAUUUAUAUAUUAGCCAUGAAUUAUGAUUACAAUUAUCAGAAACGGUAA